Molecule: messenger RNA, 3177 nt
Organism: Exophiala viscosa
Lineage: Eukaryota; Fungi; Ascomycota; Eurotiomycetes; Chaetothyriales; Herpotrichiellaceae
Product: huntingtin interacting protein 1
Exons: 2
Coding region: 1-3177 (1058 amino acids)
Biological process (GO): clathrin coat assembly; actin filament organization; endocytosis
Cellular component (GO): actin cortical patch; clathrin-coated vesicle
Molecular function (GO): clathrin light chain binding; phosphatidylinositol-3,4-bisphosphate binding; actin filament binding
Source: RefSeq, a predicted model, not a curated record
AUGUCUUACCCAGCUCUUACCGGCGGCACCGGCCGCAACAUAGACAUGACACGAUCCGAGUCUGACCUGGCGGUCAACAUCCGCAAAGCCACGAGUAUCGAGGAGACCGCCCCCAAACGCAAACAUGUCCGAAGCUGUAUUGUGUACACCUGGGACCACAAGUCCUCCUUAUCCUUCUGGGCGGGCCUAAAGAUCCAGCCGAUUCUGGCAGACGAGGUGCAGACCUUCAAGGCUCUGAUUACCAUACACAAGGUGUUGCAGGAGGGCCAUCCGGUGACAGUGAAAGAGGGACAGCAGAAUGUGAACUGGAUAGAGAGUUUGGCAAGAGGUGUGACUGGCGAAGGCCUACGAGGAUACGGACCGCUCAUCAGAGAGUACGUCUUCUUCCUGCUCGCGAAGCUGGCAUUCCACCGACAACAUCCUGAAUUCAACGGUCUAUUUGAGUAUGAGGAGUAUAUCAGUCUGAAAUCAAUCAACGACCCCAAUGAGGGUUAUGAGACGAUCUCCGAUCUGAUGACCCUGCAAGAUCAGAUUGAUACCUUUCAGAAGCUCAUCUUCUCUCACUUCCGGGGCGGUGCAAACAAUGAGUGCAGAAUCGCAGCUUUGGUGCCGCUGGUGCAGGAAAGCUAUGGCAUUUACAAAUUCAUCACCAGUAUGCUUCGAGCCAUGCAUACGACCACAGGCGAUGACGACGCUCUCGAGCCACUACGUACACGAUACGACGGACAGCAUUAUCGCCUGGUCAAAUUCUACUACGAGUGCUCCAACCUUCGAUACCUCACCUCCUUGAUCACCGUACCUAAACUACCUCAAGAUCCUCCCAGCCUCCUCGCCGAAGACGAAGAAAAGCCUGCGCUGCCGAGGCGACCCACGAAAGAGAUCGAGCAAGCGCCGUCACCUGUUGCAAAGAAUGGCACACCAGAUCCGAGAGAUAUGGAUGAUUUCUGGUCAAGAGAAGCUCAGAGACAACAAGAUGAGUACGAAGCAGAACAGCGACGCUUGCAGCAACAGUGGGAAGACCAGCAGAGGCAACAAAUGCUCUCCCAGCAAGAAGCGCAGCGUGCGUUUGAGGAACAGCAGAGAAUGCAGGCUGAGCAACAACGAGUUGCCCAGGAACAACUCAUGCGUGAUCAAUAUCAAGCUCAAACUCAGGGUCGCAUGGCUGAGCUGGAACGGGAAAAUCUGAAUGCACGUGCACAGUAUGAGCGAGAUCAAUUGAUGCUGCAACAGUACGACCAGAGAAUGAAAGCGCUGGAGGAACAGUUGCAGCAGCUGAACAACAACUUUCACAUGCAGUCGCAGUCGAAGGACGAUCAGAUCUCAUCUCUACAAGAGCAAGUCAACACCUGGCGGUCCAAGUAUGAAGCAUUGGCGAAACUGUAUUCUCAAUUGCGACAAGAACAUCUCGACCUUCUACAGACCACCAAAUCACUAAAGCUGAAAGCUGCUUCAGCGCAAGAGGCCAUCGACCGCCGAGAACGGCUGGAGCGAGAAAUGAAGACCAAGAACCUGGAAUUGGCGGACAUGAUCAGAGAACGUGAUCGCGCACUCCACGAAAAGGACCGUUCUCAAGGCGGCCAUCGUGAGGAGCUCGAGAAGUUGAAGCGAGAGCUGAGACUCGCCCUGGAAAGAGCCGAGAAUGCGGAAAAGUCCAAGGGCUCGGAAUUGUCUUCGAUGCUUGCCAAAUACAACCGUGAGAUGGCCGAUCUUGAAGAGGCUGUGCGGACCAAGACCAGACAACUUGAAGACAUUCGAUCGAAGCACGGCGAGCGCAGUUCGGACCACGAGGCUGAACUCCGUGAAAAAGAUGACGAGAUUGAAAUCUACAAGUCCGGCAUGGAACAGGCUUUGGAAGAAUUGGAAGAGCUCAAAUUGGGCGGUGGUGAAGCUGACGGUGCCCUCGACGGUGCCAUUGAUGAAGUCAUCAAGAGCAACAUCAACAAGAUCAACGACAUUAUUGAUUCUGUCCUCCAGAGUGGCGUGCAGAGAGUCGACGACGCUAUGUACGAACUCGACUCUCCCAUGCAGGCUGGUAACCAGAACGCUACGGCACCAUAUGUGCUGUCGCAAAUCGAAAAGGCAUCGGCCAGCGCCACGGAGUUCUCGACCGCGUUCAACAACUUUGUCGCCGAUGGACCGAACAGUGACCAUUCAGACAUCAUCAAGACAGUGUCCGUCUUUGCGGCUUCCAUAGCCGAUGUUCUGUCCAACACCAAGGGUCUGACCCGCUUCGCAACCGAAGAAAAGAAAGGCGAUCAAUUGACAGAUGCUGCGAGACAGUCUGCUCUUUCGACCAUCAGCUUUUUCCGAAGCCUACAGUCAUUCAGAUUGGAAGGACUUGAGCCCAUGCAGAAGAGCGACGUGGUCAUCAACAACAAUCACGAUGUUCUCAUGAAAUUGCAGAAAUUGUCCAAGCUGGCUGAUGCCUUCGCACCCAAGGGCAGCAAGAUCAGCACAUCCGGCGACUUGGGCGACCUUGUAGACUCUGAGUUGACCAAGGCUGCCAACGCCAUCGAGGCCGCCGCGGCGCGUCUAUCCAAGCUGAAGAACAAGCCGCGAGAUGGCUACUCUACGUACGAAUUGAAGGUCAACGAUACGAUCCUCGAAGCAGCCAUUGCGGUCACCAAUGCUAUUGCGCAAUUGAUCAAGGCAGCAACGGACUCGCAGAACGAGAUUGUAAAAGAAGGGCGUGGUUCAUCUUCACGGACGGCCUUCUACAAGAAGAACAACCGAUGGACCGAAGGAUUGAUCUCAGCAGCUAAGGCUGUGGCCACGUCGACGAACACUCUCAUUGAGACGGCGGAUGGAGUCAUUAAUGGACGCAAUAGCCCUGAACAGUUGAUCGUGGCAUCGAACGAUGUCGCAGCCAGCACAGCACAGCUUGUUGCGGCAAGCAGAGUCAAGGCUUCGUUCAUGUCCAAGACACAAGAUCGGCUGGAGCAGGCCUCGCGGGCUGUGGGCUCGGCUUGUCGUGCACUGGUCAGACAGGUGCAGGACAUUAUCAAGCAAAAGCAACGAGAUGAUGGCGAUAAUGUGGAUUAUGCUUCGCUGAGCGGGCAUGAAUUCAAGGUGCGGGAGAUGGAGCAGCAGGUUGAGAUUCUUCAGCUGAGAAAUGCGCUUGACGCUGCGAACGGGCGGUUGAGUGAGAUGCGUAAGAUCUCCUACCGGGAAGAUUAA